AUGACUGAUAUAAUCGAAAAUUUGGAACUUGAUCGAGAUAUCAUUCCUUCCGAAGAAAUAGAGGAGCAGUUCAGCAAAAAAUACCAUUUACUGACAGAAACAUCAGUAACACUUAAAACAACAUAUGUUGAUACAAUGAGUGUCAGUAGAGCAUUAAAAAUUGGAGUAAGUCUCCAAGAUAACACAUUAGAGGUGUAUGAAUUAAAUAGUUCAUCAUUACAACAUGUAAGUCGUUUACAAGGCCAUGACAAAAAAAUUACAGAGAUUAGUUUUCAUCCAAAGCAGGAAAGUCUUUUAUUUUCUACUGGUUUAGACGGUUACAUUAAGUUAUGGGAUUUACGAAUGAAUGGCGAAUGUGUUCAGGAGUUUAAAGAAGAUGCUGACUCCCCAAUCAGGCCCUAUGAGUGUAUGGAUGUAUCGGACAAAGGAAAUGUGUUUUGUACAGGCAGCCAACUUGUAAAAGAUGAGUCUUAUAUUGUUUUUUGGGAUCCUCGUACAACAAAGCCCUUGGGAGCUUACUGGGAAAGUCAUACUGAAGACAUCAUUCAGGUGAAAUUUAAACCAAAUACUAACACAGUUUUGACAUCUGGUGCUACUGAUGGUCUUAUUAAUAUAUUUAACCUGUUGGAACAUGAAGAAGACAGUGCCCUGCUAUACUCACUGAAUGUUGGCAACUCUGUGGAGAAACUUACUUGGCUCAAUGACGACCAACUGGGCUGCGUUACACAGUCUGAUGACCUACAGAUAUGGAACACAGCCACUGGUGACAUGAUCAAAGAAUAUAGUAGAGAUAAAGUUGCUAGGAGUAUUAAGAGGAGCAGAGAUGAUGAUUGUUAUGUGGUAAACAUGUUCCCUGGUCCUGACAAUAAUAACUGGGUGCUGGCAGGCUCUCAUGGUGGAAAUGGCAACACUCUGAGGUCACUUAGUAUCGCUGACAAACGAUUAUCGCCUAGCACAGACUUUGUCAACAACAAACAAAUUGUUAGAUGCUGCCACUUUGAUACACAUAAUAACCUCUUAAUAACAGCAGGUGAGUCAGGUCUAAUCAGCGUAUGGAGUGAAGAGCAAUCACGCGAACGUGACGUCGCGCAUGUGCACAAAAACGAUAAGUUGCAUGCACAUAGACAUAGACCAUACUAG
Pieris macdunnoughi is the source of this 1140-nucleotide messenger RNA. The record is from the annotation of a GenBank genome assembly. NCBI's taxonomy places the organism in Eukaryota, Metazoa, Arthropoda, Insecta, Lepidoptera, Pieridae.